CUCACAUACCCAGAAAAGAAUUAGGAACCCACCCAAAUGCCGACCCGCCAGCCAAUCCCGCAGCCGGUAUUUGAUGCAACUGCACCGAACCGCAGGGCAACCCCGAGGUCGGAAUGAAUCCAAUAACUCGAUAAAUCAUCACCUAACGACAGCGUUUGUCUACAGAUUAUUCCUGUACAGAUCCAACCUCUUUAUAUUCCCUAUACAUAUAUUAUAUAUAUUACAAAGUUUAUAACCACCUCAAUCACAACUUACUUACCCUCCCGAUCCAAAUUCAUAUAAGAAGAAUUUAAGAUGGACCCCCUAACAACCGCCCUCACUCGAAUUGACGCCCUUCACUCCGAAGACCCCACCAAAGUCUCCAACACCGACAUCCCUUACGAACUACACUACGCCGAGAAAAUGACCAGCUACCUAUACAAACACACCCCGGAUCCCUCCCCGACCCUCCAGCUCGCUAUUCGCGCCCAGCAUCUCAAGCGCUGGGAGGUACCCCGCAGUACUUACCCCGAUGGUAAAGUAGGGUACUAUUCCUGGCGGACGGCGGUGGCGCGCCGCCAGGCUGAGAUAGCGGUGCAGGUGUGUCUGGAGAGUGGCAUUGGGGAGACGGAGGCGGAGCGCGUGGGCCGGUUGAUUCGCAAGGAAGGGUUGAAGGGAGGGGAGGAUGCGGAGGCACAGAUUUUGGAGGAUGUGGCGUGUUUGGUGUUUUUGGAUGACCAAUUCGAAAAGUUCAAAGAAAACUAUGAGAGGAAGAAGGUGGUGGAGAUCUUGAGAAAGACCUGGGGAAAGAUGUCGGAACGGGGGAGGAGUUUGGCAUUGGAGUUGCAGAUGGGGGAUGAGGCAAAUGAUUUGGUCAAGGAGGCUUUGAUGGGUUAAAUUCCGGUCCAUAUCUAUUUGUUUUAUAUAGUAUAUUACUUUGUUAA
Molecule: messenger RNA, 923 nt
Organism: Aspergillus vadensis CBS 113365
Lineage: Eukaryota; Fungi; Ascomycota; Eurotiomycetes; Eurotiales; Aspergillaceae
Product: DUF4202 domain-containing protein
Exons: 1
Coding region: 295-876 (193 amino acids)
Source: RefSeq, a predicted model, not a curated record